UUGACACACAAUGAAACAUCCCUCCCAUUCAUCUUAUAUCUGUUUGCUCUUUGGUACUCAUGCGUUAGAGAGUCAGAGAGUCAAACCUGUAAAGAUGCCUGUCGACUACAGCGGGACGUGGGACAUUGUCAGCAAUGUCAACUUUGAGGGCUACAUGGUUGCACUUGGCAUUGAUUUUGCAACUCGCAAGAUUGCCUCGCUGUUGAAGCCCCAGAAAGUGAUUAAGCAAGACGGAGAUUGUUUCAUCAUCAAGACGUUCACUACUUUUAAAAAUUACGAGAGUUCGUUCAAAAUUGGAGAAGAGGUCAAAGAGGUGACUAAAGGGAUGGACAACAGGUCAUGCCAGACGGUGGUCAACUGGAAAGAUGAUAAGCUGGUGUGUGUUCAGAAAGGAGAAAAGAAGAACCGAGGGUGGACUCACUGGAUUGACGGAGAUGAGCUUCAUCUGGAACUUACUUGUGAGGAUCAAGUCUGCAAGCAAGUUUAUAAAAGGACUCUGUGAACUUGUCUUUUAAAACACUACCACAGUAUUUCCAAGAAAUUAGAUUGCAUAAAAAGCCACACAAUAUAGUUUAUAUACUUCAUAAAGAACAUGUCAUUUGAGUGUGGGCUGAUGUGUGUGAUUAAAUGUAUCCACGUUGUAGUACCUCCUCCGGGCCACACGGUGUCGCUGUGUAUUAAACAUUGCGUUAAACUCGAA
This is a messenger RNA of Anarrhichthys ocellatus (wolf-eel), 700 nucleotides long. It is a transcript of the gene rbp7b, whose product is annotated as retinol binding protein 7b, cellular. NCBI's taxonomy places the organism in Eukaryota, Metazoa, Chordata, Actinopteri, Perciformes, Anarhichadidae. The transcript is spliced from 4 exons. Gene Ontology annotation, molecular function: lipid binding. The record is from RefSeq and is a predicted model, not a curated record. Bases 11 to 502 code for a protein of 163 amino acids.